AUGAACCAAGUCAGCAUCGGGGAGUACCAUGGGCUGCGGGUGGGCUCGGCCCUGCUUAGCAUCGUGGCGGGCUGUAUCAUCAUUGGGGUGUCGAGGGAAUGUGAUGCUGAUGCUGUGGGAGGUAUCUUCCUGGGAGCGGGGGGCCUCGGCAUGCUCAUAUCUGUCUACCCUUUCAUAAAAGCCUGGCUUAACAUCAACAACAUUCUUCCAAACCUGGGAAACUUUAGAGUCCACCCCACACCUGCCAAUGCUGCUCCUGAGCAACCAGCAGAGACGCUAAGACGAGAAGGGACUCAGAGCCAGCUAAAUCUGGAACGAUCCAAGAGUCGUAUGGGAACCUUUGUGGACGGUGGCCCAAUGGCUGAGGCCAACGCAGAUGAGGGGACAUCCUCAGACAUACCAGACAUCUUGUCUAGAAGGAAACUUAAGCAUUCACCUUCUGAUCAAGAGUUGCCAUGAUGUCAUCACACAAUGCUUACCUCACUGAGCAAUAUGGCAGCAUUAUUUAUAAUAUUCUUGAUCUUCCUCUUCCUUGAGUUACU
This is a messenger RNA of Myripristis murdjan (pinecone soldierfish), 542 nucleotides long. RefSeq names its product kinocilin (gene kncn). The record is from RefSeq and is a predicted model, not a curated record. The transcript has 5 exons. The coding region runs from base 1 to 459 and encodes 152 amino acids. Lineage: Eukaryota; Metazoa; Chordata; Actinopteri; Holocentriformes; Holocentridae.